Talaromyces atroroseus is the source of this 654-nucleotide messenger RNA. RefSeq lists its product as hypothetical. Gene Ontology annotation, cellular component: mitochondrion; peroxisome. Gene Ontology annotation, biological process: naphthalene catabolic process; glutathione metabolic process. The record is from RefSeq and is a predicted model, not a curated record. The coding region runs from base 1 to 654 and encodes 217 amino acids. The transcript has a single exon. Lineage: Eukaryota; Fungi; Ascomycota; Eurotiomycetes; Eurotiales; Trichocomaceae. Gene Ontology annotation, molecular function: glutathione peroxidase activity; 2-hydroxychromene-2-carboxylate isomerase activity; glutathione transferase activity.
AUGACUUCCCGCCCAGUUAUUGAGUACUAUUUCUCCUUCAUCUCACUUUGGUCCUAUAUCGGUAGCCGCAGGUUCCGACUCCUCGCCAAAGAGAACAAUGCCAAAAUCAUCUUCAAGCCUGUGGACCUAAUGCACAUCUUCUCCGUCUCCGGUGGCCUGCCAGUCAAACAGCGCUCACCGCAACGUCAAGCGUACCGCUUCGUAGAGAUGGAGCGGUGGACCAAAGUUCGACGUAUCCCUAUUCAAGCUCAUCCAAAGUUCUACCCUGCAAAUCCGUCUCUCGCCCACCGUGUUCUUCUCGCUGCCAUUGAGGAGCUAGGGCACGAAAGUGAGGCGGUACAAGAGUUUGUACACAGGAGUUUGGAGGCUGUGUGGGCCAAUGAGCUUGACAUUGCAGAUAAGACAACCAUUUCGGACCUAGCACAAAGUUCCGGGCUUGAUGGCAUUCGGUUGUUGGAAAGGGCCGAGAACGAGGAGAAAUUGGCGGAACAGGAGGUUGCACUGACAGAAGAAGCGAAAGCAAAACGUUUUUUCGGGGCUCCUCUCUACUUGUAUAGGGAUGAGCCAUUCUGGGGACAAGAUCGACUGGAGAUGCUGGAAGACGUCAUCAAGAGCGGGCGAGAUCCAAUCAUUCUCCCUGAUUCUCUUGGUUAA